AUGGUAGAUAAUUACAAUUUUUAUGUUCAUGAAUCAUUGGUGGACAAAGAAAAGCGUGUUGAAGGUCAUAGUCUACAAAAAUUAAAUGAUAAAUUGACUCAAUUAAAUAAUGAAAAUGAAAAUUCCAAAAUUAGAUCCAUCAAAAGACAAGCAACAUCACAAACUCAAUAUGAUAGUGAAAACGAAGAUUCAAUUCUUUUUAUCGCUAAUGAAAAUGAAAAUGAUCGAUUUACUAUGGUGAAGAAAAAUCAAAACAACCAAAAACGUAAAAUUCAACGUGGUGAAGAACAACAUGUUUACAAUCUUGAUCAACUUGAUGAGUCAUACAAUAAUGAUAAACAUCGGAAAACAAACAACUAUCGAAUCUAUUCAAGAAGAACGAAAACAAAAGAAAUAGUGGAUGACUCAUCUUAUCAUCACGUGAAUAAAAAAUCAAACAAUUAUCAAGUAAAUCAUCAUCAUCAAAUAAAUCAAAAUGAUAAAACAAAUAUUCCUGUUUAUCCUGUCAAUAAUUACUCUUUAUCCUAUGCUACUGAUCUUCAUCUUACACCAUUGAAAAUAAAAUGUAAUCCAACUUUAUCUGAUAAAAAUGCUGCUUUAAAACUUACAAUUGGAUUCGACUAUUGGUGGAUAAAUAAUGAUGGUGAUCUUGUAGGAAUUACAAAAGAUUUAUCAUUAUACGUUUAUUUAUGUGAUACAAGACAUUACCCUGAUUAUAUUGAUUCAGUUCAACUUAAUCCUAUACUACCUAUUCAUUUACCACCACAACAUGCAGCAGUGAUAAAAUUUGUACCAAAUGAUCAUUCUCUUGUUGAUAUUGAAGAAGAUCUUAGAAAACGUUAUUCAUCUAUUUAUCAUAUUGAAGAAAUGAAUGCUACCAGAAGAUUGCACAGCAGACAUAUUAGAAUAGAUGUAUAUGAUAAAAUUGAAUAUAAUAAUAUAUUAAAUGGUGGUAUAAUUACAUUAGGUGGUAUGCUUUGUGAAGUUGAUGAAUAUUUGCCUGCACCUAAAAUUUUAUUAUGUACGAAAUGUAAUAUUCCUGGACAUACAAAAAAAGUAUGUAGAUUAGAAUAUGAUCGAUGUCGAAGAUGUGGCAAUGAUCGUAGUAAUGGUGAUCAUAAGCAAUGUAUGAUAUUAUGUCACCACUGUGGUGGUGAACAUCAAGCAAAUAAUUAUAAAUGUCCAAUUUUACUCGAAUUUCGUCGGAAUCUCAUUGAAAAAUUGAGAGAAAAUCCAGACAAAUUACCUCCUCAGAUACAAAUGUUCAUUCCUCUUGAUUGUAGACUACGAAAAACGGAAAAAGUUCUAUUCAACGAGAAAAAACCCGUUCAACAAUUUACUUAUACUAAUUCACUUUAUGAAUGGCCAAUUCUUGAUAAACCAUUGAAAAACUGCAGUUAUGACAAACAUUUGAACAAUUUACAAAAUGAACUUGAAGCUCAAAAACAUAAAUACCAGCUCGAAAUUGAAAAAAUCAAUAACAAAUUGCUACAAUAUUCAACAAAUAUUCAAAAAUCAUGUAUAAUUAUGCAAACUCAAAUUAAUACACAAAAAGAAAUAAUUGAUUCAACAACAUCAAUUGUAAAUGAUUUAACAUUAAAUAUGAAUACUAAUAUUAUUAACAUUAUUAAUAAUCUA
Molecule: messenger RNA, 1638 nt
Organism: Rotaria sordida
Lineage: Eukaryota; Metazoa; Rotifera; Eurotatoria; Philodinida; Philodinidae
Source: the annotation of a GenBank genome assembly